AUGGAUUACGACCGGGUGUCGUACCCGCUCCAAAGCCAGGAUUCAACGUCCAUGAUCUGGACUUACAUAGCUGAGGAUGAACCAUGGAACGGACACGGUGUCUCCCAGCUAAACACCCAGCAAUAUGGUUCCAUGCAGUCUCUGGCCUUCCAGAGGUACAGAAACAACGACGCAUCAGACUAUGGCACGAACCCGGCCCCAACUCUUGCUUCCGACUCGGGCUAUGCGAGCCAGCGGCGACCCAUCCCCGGAGAUGAUUCACUUUGCGGAGAGAGCAUACUAGAUCCGGAGAUCCAGGCCAUCGAGUCCGGAUUCGAUCAAUUUGGGCUCAUCAGUGCUCCCGUGCCUCGCUUUCCUAAUCUACAAAGUCAAUCCACCCCCAAGCAUUCAGUCUCCGACUGGGUCUGCCCGGAUUGUUCCAGUUCUUUCAAGAACAAGACUACGCUGAAUCUCCCUUCGCAGUCUCAGGAUAUCCUCCGGGCUAUCGGCUCCCUUGGACUUGACCCAGCCGAGAGUAGGGCAUCCGCCAGAAGAGGUGGAGAUGAACAAGACGGUCUGCAAGCUGAGCUUGAGACGCUCCUUGAGGAGCCAGAACUGCCAGCUUCUAGCGCCACGUCGAGGCAGAGGCAUGUUGCCGAUAUAUCUCAAAAAAUCAAAGCUGCGGAUCUCGAUUCUCAAUCUCCUACCGCCCUUUCAGGGCCGGCCACCAGCACUUUCGCUCCGCCCACUGAAAUUUACCAGACUGCCACAGGCUUCGAAAAUCCUUUAGCUCAUGCUAUGCCUGGAGUUCAAACUCACGCGUCCAUUAAGAGCCAACCUGUGUUCUGCGCAAAACGAUCGGAUGGGAGCUACGUCGAUGCUAACACGCCACUUACUGUUUUGGCCCAGAAGAGGGCUGUUGGCGACAACCCCCAAGGUAGAGAAGACAGUGUUCAUGAUCAUACCACGCAACCUGGGUGCGAGAUUGACAGCCCGGUGGCCUUCCCAAUUGACUCUCCUCGAGGCCUAGCAGAUACCGACACACUUGAUAAUACCGAGGCGCAAAAUGGGUUCCUACAUAAUCCUUCCACCAAGUCUUCAGCUCUUCAGAGCGAUCAAGAAAUCUUCCAACUCCUUGAAGAGAUUCCCGAACACAUUCUUCAGUCUUUCAUGGAACGCAAGUUGAGAAAUACGAGCAUGGAUACCGACGAGGUCCGCGAUGAUCCUGGAUCGGUGGCGGCCACGCAGAAGCAUGAGCACGGCUGCUCUGAAUGUGACAAGUCGUUUCCCCGAAAGUGUGAGCUAAACAAACACAUGAAGCGACAUGAGAAGCCUUACGGCUGCACCUUUCCGGAGUGCACAAAAAAGUUUGGCAGUAAGAGUGAUUGGAGACGCCAUGAGAGCAGUCAACACUUCCAGCUCGAGAUAUGGAGCUGCGAUCAAUGCUCAAAGGCCUAUCACAGACGCGAAAUAUUCAAGCGCCACCUAGAGGACGAUCACGGCUUAAUUGAUGAUGAAGAGCUUGCCAAUAAGCUAGAGAGCUGCAGAGUGGACCGUCAUAGCAGCAAAAAGUUUUGGUGCGGAUUUUGCGAAAAGAUUAUUCUGGCCGACAUGGAGCCCGGAUUAUGGAAUGAAAGAUAUGAACAUAUCGAGGAUCACUUUAUUGGACGAAAGGGUUUCCCACGACGGCAUAUCGGCGAAUGGAAGCGGGGUGACAGUGAGCAUUCUAAAGCUAUAGAGAACGCCUCGCAAGGCACGGGCGACCUCAAUGGGUACUCGGCUCGAUACAAGCGCGAGCCUCAAUCAGAGGUGGUGAUGGAGUCACUCCGUGGACCCCGACAACUCGAAAGGAAGAGGCAACGGCCGAAGGCUGAGAGCCCGAGUCCAGGCGCCAGUGAGCAGAAGAGGAGACGAGUUGGGGUUCGAGGGCAUAUGGCGUGA
This is a messenger RNA of Scedosporium apiospermum, 1920 nucleotides long. RefSeq lists its product as uncharacterized. Lineage: Eukaryota; Fungi; Ascomycota; Sordariomycetes; Microascales; Microascaceae. The transcript is spliced from 3 exons. The coding region runs from base 1 to 1920 and encodes 639 amino acids. The record is from RefSeq and is a predicted model, not a curated record.